CCAAUUUACCGGAAACAGCAUUGCAAGAUGAAGUCACAAACAAAACAAAUCGCAAAUGAAUUGAAAGAGAAAACAGAAAGAUGUUUUAAAAGCAGGAAACAUUCAAAUGACAUUAUUGAAAUUGUUUCGAAAUUGCAGGAUGAUGAUGUCUCCACUGUGCUACAGUGUUUAAGGAGCACCCACAAGCUGUUCAACCACUAUCUUGAAGUGGGAGAGCUUUUGCUGAAUGAACCCCAAGACAAUGAAGCUGAAGAUAAAUACAGACACUGGUUGCAAGAGAGAUAUAAAGAUGCAAUAGAAAGGCUGGUGGAGUGUUUGCUACAUAGCAGCACAGAUAUUCAGGAAUUGGCUCUGUCAGUGUUGAUGAAAUUGGUUGUGAAGGAGUCCAAACACCCACUGAACACUGCUGUAGAGGCUAAGACACAUUUUCCUGUGCAGUUGUUUAAGAAAAUUCUUGGGACAUUGCUGUCUAAGACUGUGAACAACCAUGCUCUGCUGGGGAGGUUUGAGGAGUACCUUGCCUACGAUGACAUCAAGUUCCACACACUGCAGCAUCUAGUGCACAUUUCACAAAAGACAAAUGCAGAGGCUACACUUCAAGGAAACAUAUUUGCAUUGCUAGAAAACAUUUCCUUCCCAAGUAAAGAUCAGACAGGGGCUGUUUCCAACUUCCUGUGUACAGUCUUAGAUGAAGAAAAAGACGUCCGUUCUAUGUGUCGACACCGACAGCUCUACACUAAAGUUUGGACACAUUUCUUGAAGUUUAAGUUGACAGCAACCUUGUACCGCAAGGUGUUGAUAAUUCUACCAGAGAAAGUGAUUCCCCAUAUCACCUCACCUCUGCUUCUGAGUGACUUCCUCACCCAAUCCUUCAAUGUUGGUGGAGCUAUAAGUUUGCUGGCAUCCAAUGGCUUGUUUAUUUUGAUUACCAAACACAAUUUGUUUUACCCUGACUUCUACAAGAAGCUGUACUCUUUGCUGGAGCCCUCCAUAUUCCAUGUCAAAUACAAGGCCAGGUUUUUCUAUCUCCUAGACCUGUUCAUGUCUUCCACUCACCUGCCUUCUCACCUUGUUGCGGCAUUUGCCAAGCGACUGGUGCGUCUGGGCCUCAGAGCGCCCCCUGCAGGUCUCCUGGUGUUAAUACCGUUUAUUUACAACCUCAUCAUACGGCAUCCAGCUUGCAAGAGGCUCAUUAACAGAACUGAUGUCGACAUAAAUCUGGACACAGACCCGUAUGACCCCCUGCAGGAGGACCCAGAGCAGUCCGGGGCCCUUGACUCCUGUCUCUGGGAACUCAAGACGCUGCAGUAUCACUAUUUCCCUGAUGUUUUCAAAAUGGCAAAGAAAAUGGAUGUUGGUAUUCCAGAUAUGGAGAUUGACCUAACAGAAAGAUUUGAGAUGUCUUCAAAUGAUCUGUUCGAGGCGGAGGUUGCUAAGAAACAAAAGACAGUUGCUGUGACCUUUGAACCCUCCAAAGGUCUUCUUUGUGGCACGCAAGAGAAAACUGGUCUCUUCUGGACAUUGUAGAAACAUCAUGAAUGGUCAAAACAUUUAUGCAAGUGUGUACACUAGUGCUGAAAUGUUAAUACACUGUAUCUUCAUUUAAAAAAUUACUUGGAGACAUUGAAUGAUUAUGCUCAUUAUUCACAGUGUUUGGUUUGUCUUAAAAAAGAAAAUGUAAAAUCUUUAAGUGUUGAGAAAUAUUGAACAUUUAUGAUGUAUAUAGUUAGAUAACUGCAAAUAAAACAGGGCAGUUUG
Dreissena polymorpha is the source of this 1758-nucleotide messenger RNA. Its product is annotated as nucleolar complex protein 4 homolog B-like. The coding region runs from base 28 to 1527 and encodes 499 amino acids. The record is from RefSeq and is a predicted model, not a curated record. Gene Ontology annotation, biological process: ribosome biogenesis. The transcript is spliced from 14 exons. Gene Ontology annotation, cellular component: small-subunit processome; Noc4p-Nop14p complex; nucleolus. NCBI's taxonomy places the organism in Eukaryota, Metazoa, Mollusca, Bivalvia, Myida, Dreissenidae.